AGAGAGAGAGAGAGAGAGAAGCACACACUUUCUAUGAGCAUGUCAAAGAUCAUUCUCCUCCUCCUCCUCCUGGCACCCCUUCGCAUGGCCGCCGCAAGCCCGGAUUGUGCCCCCGGCCGGGAGCCGGGCAUGGAGGCGUCUUUUGCCUGUAGCCAGAUGUGGCUGUUGAAGGCCGAACAAGAUCUCUGCGUCCGCAUCAUGGCCUGGGGCGGCGUCGACAUGUCCGUGUCGCACAAGGAGGAGGAAACCGGGUACGUGAGCCUUGCUGCGUGGUUCGCCGUGGAAUCCUUUGAAGUCACGCGGAUCGCCGCGAGGAACCAGCUCAACCAUAACACAUCGCUCUCCGGAGAGGAGAGGCGCGCCUACGAGGGGUGCAUGAAGGACUACGCGCUAGCGGGCAGAUCCAUCACCCGCGUCGCCGACGAGAUGCUACCCAGCUGCCGCUUCACGGGCCUCAGCGGCGAGUACAACCGUGCGCUAAAUAGCAUAGUUAGUUGUAUGAAUCGGCUGUCGGCGCUGGCUCGGGUGAACACGCCGUUGUACCCCAUGGUGUUGGCCGACCAGGACAAAGCAGUGCUGGCGUACCAUCUUGCUACUUUGAUUGGUGUAGUGUGAUAGAGCAAACAAUAAAAUAGACAUUGGACACUCC
Molecule: messenger RNA, 649 nt
Organism: Triticum urartu
Lineage: Eukaryota; Viridiplantae; Streptophyta; Magnoliopsida; Poales; Poaceae
Source: RefSeq, a predicted model, not a curated record